Electrophorus electricus (electric eel) is the source of this 3730-nucleotide messenger RNA. RefSeq names its product phosphatase and actin regulator 3a (gene phactr3a). Gene Ontology annotation, molecular function: actin binding. The record is from RefSeq and is a predicted model, not a curated record. Gene Ontology annotation, biological process: actin cytoskeleton organization. NCBI's taxonomy places the organism in Eukaryota, Metazoa, Chordata, Actinopteri, Gymnotiformes, Gymnotidae.
CUCCAAUUCAAGCAUGCUUGCUGGAUGCUCAUAGCGGCUGUCAGACCGGAUCACCGCCACGUUACCGUCGGUGUGAGCUGACCUUGGCUGCCUCCUAGGGUUUUAAAUAUUUGAUUCCCAAUACCUGCGCUAUAACACAUCUCCAUGGCUUCCUCGAGCGAAACAGACAAAUGCGUUCUGCAUAGAGGUAGAUCUCAAAGUGACCCGAACAUCCUCAUUGAGUCUGGCAUCGAUUCGGCGCACGGCACAGACGUGAUGGAGCCAGAGAGGGUGUUACGCUCCAGCUGCCUGGUGAGCGGAGUGCACACUCCCCCCAUCCGCCACCACAGCAAGCUGGCCACGCUGGGUCGGCUCUUCCGUCCAUGGAAGUGGAGGAAAAAGAAACACGAGAAGAUGAAGCAGAGCUCCACAGACGUGGCGCUGGCCUGUGGCUUCCACUCUCCAGAUCCCAGCUCCCCCAUUCAGGGAAUUCCGGAUGCUGACCUCCGGCUGCCGGGCUCCCAGGGGCCCAUCCUGAGCAUCAGCAGUAUGGAGUACCUCAGCUCGGAGCACGACCAUCUCGCUAUUGUUGCAGAUCCCUUGGAAGACGGUGAGAUGACAGAAGAGCCUAUUAGAAACGAGGUAGAGGAAGAGGAGGAGGCCGAAGCCACUUCAGUAGCUGACGCUGAGGCUUUGAAUGCUAAUGUGGAGGAGAGAGAAGAAGAUGAAAAAGAGACAGUCUCUCAAAGACAGUCUCCUCCGAGCAACCGCAGCGUUCUAGUCUCUCAGCUUUGCACUGAGGAAGACCCAGGCAAAGUCGCCAACACAACUGUGCCUCAGCCCAACUCCUUCCUCCCUAAAGAGAUGCCUCGAGUCUUGGAGGGCCCCAGUCCUGUGGUGCUGCGAGGACCUUUCUCAAAUCCCAUGAGCUCACCACAUAUAGGCUCCAUGCAUCCUCCGCUGCCCCCUAGCUGUAUUAUUGAGGAACUGCACCGUGCCCUGGCAACAAAGCUCCGGCAGGACAGUACAGAGCGAGAACCCAGCGGAGAGAUGGAGAACAGGAAGGAGGCAGAGGAGAACAAGGAGAAUGUGAGACAGAGCCACUGUUUCACUGACGCCUCAGGAAUCAUAUACGACAUGGACAGCUGGAACGAGUCCGUCAUCUCCGGCACGUUGCCACGACGAAUGCGAAAGGAGCUGCUGGCCGUGAAGCUGAGGAAUCGGCCCAGCAAGCAGGAACUGGAGGACAGGAACAUCUUCCCCGCACGUAGCGACCAGGAGAGACAAGAGAUCCGUCAGCAAAUCGAAACGAAGCUCGCCAAGAGACUCAGUCAGCGGCCGGCCGUUGAGGAGUUGGAAAGCAGAAAUAUCUUAAAGCAGCGGAAUGACCAGACUGAGCAAGAGGAAAGGAGAGAAAUAAAACAGAGGCUGAACAAAAAGCUCAACCAGAGGCCAACAGUUGACGAACUUAGAGAGAGAAAGAUCCUGAUUCGCUUUAGUGACUAUGUCGAGGUGGCUAAAGCACAGGAUUAUGACAGGAGAGCUGACAAACCAUGGACCAGGCUGUCUGCAGCUGACAAGGCAGCCAUCCGAAAAGAGCUGAACGAGUUCAAAAGCACUGAGAUGGAGGUGCAUGCUUCAAGCAAGCACCUAACGAGGUUUCACAGACCAUAGAAGAGGGUUUUCUUCUGUGAAGAAAAAGUUAAAACAGACGUACAAUCCUGGAGAUGACGUCAUCCACAGGAUGUCCUUAUUCUUCCAGCGUCCUGGUCUUGACCAAAGGGCGGCGGUGUUUGGGUGCUGUUAAUGAUGGAGGCUAAGUCUCCAGAGCAGGGGCACAGCACCUUGAGGAGAGAACAGCAGCUGUGGACACCUCUGCUCUGGGGCUGAAGAAGUUACAGUCCUUACUAAGGAUUUGUUUUUCAAAUGGAGUUUUUAAAUAGCUGCUGAAAGACAUCAAGCCUUGUGCAUGUGAGAAGCUCCAUUUGAAGGAAGGAAGAAAGAAAAAAUGUCACUCAAGAAUGAGCCUAGGAAUUCUGAGUGAGUUUCAUAUCAAGUGUACAAAAUUAAGUCUGAACAGGGUUGUUUAUGUCAGUAUUUGGGGGUGGGGGCUGCUGGAAGUGAAACACUUUGUAAGCACUGUUUGUCUUCAGAAUACAUUUAUAAAUGCUCUUUGUCUUAUUUUCAGUAAUUAGUAUCUCUAUGGCUACAUUCACACUUUUUAAUUUGACCUGUACCCGCCAUUAGUCUGAACAGGUUCCUAAAGUUAUUCAGCUACACAAAAGAACAAUGCUUCGCGUGGCACGCUCAUCCAGAAGUAAAGAGUCAAAAUGAAGUCAACAGUCACUUGCCUAAAGUUAAUGCGCUUGUUAAUCUGCAGUGGAGACUGGCUGCAAAUUCAGAAACAAAUAUCCCACAAAGAACAAAUGAACAAAUUUGCUAAUCUCUUUGAGCACACUAAUUACAUUGCUAAGAACAUGCAAUGCCACAAACGUGUUCCUUUAGUUAUGAUUAGAUGCUGUUUACACUGCUGUCCAAAUGAUAAUUCUGCACCACACAUGGAGGAAAUUGGAUUUGGGCCACAUUUAACUGCUAGACGAUUACAGGGAGGGAGCAUUUCAGUGGCAGGAUAGCCAGACAUUUGAUGCAUGCUUCAUGUUUGUCUAUAGCAGCACUCAUCUAAUCAUAACUAUAGGAAAAUGCCUGUGGCAUUGCAUGUUGCUAUGAAUGUAAUUGAUACAAAGAGAUUAGCAAAUAAAUUACUGUUGUUGUUCAUUUGUUCUUUGUUUGCGGGAUAUUUGUUCCUGAAUUUGCAGCCAACCUCCACUGCAUAUUAACAUAAGCAUUAACUCUAGGCAAGUGGCUGUUACUGUGGACUAUUUAUCUCUGGAUGAGCAUGCCACGGGAAGCAUUGUUCUUUGACAUAUGCGGGUUACUUUACGAGCCUGACCUGUUCAGACUAAUAUAUAGUCCACAUUAAAAAGAUAUUGUGAACAGCCUAAAUAAAUAAAUAAAUAAUAAUAAUUUUUUUUUUUUUUAAAGAAAAAAACAAAAAAUCAGAUUUGGGCCACUUCUAUCUGUUGUGUGAAUGUGCCCUAAGGAAAAGAGGCAAAUUUUGCAUAUGAAAUUUAUGAAACACAAAAGAAAACACAAAUAUCUCCUUAAUUAUACAAAAAAAAAAAUUAGGUAUGUGAUUUGGGAUUUAGGUUUGCUAUAUAAAAUUGAUGAGAAUAUCUUCUGAAGUCACAGAACAUUCAGAAUAUACCCCCAUCCGCCCCCUACCCCGACUGACAGACGUUAUGGAGAGAAGUGUUAGAAUAUGCAUGCUUAACCCUGACAAAUUAUAAGAGCUAACUUUAAGACUUUUUUUUAAAACAACACUAGAAACAUUACAUAGGCCUAUAAUCAGCACCUAUUAAUUCUGGAAUCCCAAUAAUUUUAGAGCUAGAAAAAAUAUAAAUAAAAUCCCCUAAAACUGCAUUAAUUGGGUAACUGUUGUCUAAAAUACAGCUUUGCUCAUUUAACAGAUCUGGAAUAAUAAGGCCCUUUGAUUCUGAAUAAAAAACUAAGAUGGAGAUUGUCAAGGUUAAACCACUGAAAACCAUUUUGAUCUGCAGUGAAAAAAAGACAAAGAGGUUUGUGUUCCUGUGACACAUUACUGCUGUGAAUAUUAUGGCAUUUGUUAUGUUGAAUUACCAUUUUUAUUUUAUAACUGACCAGUAAACAUAUCUAUGGGGACUGAAUGUAAGGA